GGUAGGUAGGUAGCAUGUCAAAAUUUGAUCCAUAUGAACACCUUAAUGUGGUGUUAAACCAAGAUGGAAGUAUAACUCGUCUUCUUGAUUUUCCUACAACUCAAGCCACUGGUGAUCAACAUCAUCUCCCUGGCCAAGCUGUUGUUAGCAAAGAUAUUACUUUAAAUGAAGAAAAGAAAACAUGGAUGAGACUUUAUCGUCCAAGUAAAUUACCCUCCAAUGACAAAUCUAUCGCUAAACUUCCUAUUAUAGUUUAUCUUCAUACAGGAGGGUGGAUUCACUUCAGCGUAGCAAGUACAAUAAUACAUGAAAGUUGUAACCAACUAUGUAGCGAAGUUCCCUCCAUUGUUGUGGCAUUGGAUUAUGGUCUAGCACCCGAAAACAAGCUCCCAUCUCAAUACCACGACACAGUAGACGCGGUUCUUUGGAUCAAGAACCAAGCGUUGGAUCGCGUUAAUGGUGAAAAAUGGCUAAGGGAAUAUGGAGAUUUCUCAAGGUGUUACCUCUAUGGUGUUAGUUGUGGUGGUAACAUUGCUUUUAAUUCCGCACUUAAACUACUCGAUAAAAAAUUAGAGCCAUUACGUAUUAAUGGGGUCAUAUUGAACCAACCUUUAUUUGGUGGAAAAAUGAGGACAAAAUCAGAAAUGAGAUUAGCUACAGAUCCAUUUUUCCCCUUACCAGUAAUUGAUGUGUUAUGGGAUUUUGCUUUACCAAAAGGGACAGAUAGGGAUCAUAGGUUUUGUAAUCCAAUGAUGAAUGGGCCAUAUAGGGACAAGAUUAAUAAACUUGGGAGGUGUUUGGUUAUUGGAUUUGGAGGGGACCCUUUGGUUGAUAGGCAACAAGAAUUUGUGCAAAUGUUAGUCAAGGAAGGGGUUAUGGUUGAAGCUAGAUUUGAUGAUGUUGGAUUUCAUGGAAUUGAAGUGGUUGAUAGUAGAAGAGCUGCUGCUAUUAUUAAUUUUGUUAAGGAGUUUGUUUGA
Molecule: messenger RNA, 977 nt
Organism: Solanum verrucosum
Lineage: Eukaryota; Viridiplantae; Streptophyta; Magnoliopsida; Solanales; Solanaceae
Product: probable carboxylesterase 9
Exons: 2
Coding region: 15-977 (320 amino acids)
Molecular function (GO): hydrolase activity
Source: RefSeq, a predicted model, not a curated record